UCAAAAAAACGCGACAUGCUCUGGCCCUGCCUCCUUCUGGAAAUCACGCACGGCCGCGCCCCACGACUUCCACCGCAAUCGCACGCAAAAAUCCCACUGCUUCCACCGCUUCCCCGUGCUCGCGGCGGUGCCGUGUCGCGCCGUGCCAUGGCGCCCGCCUCGCUCCCGCUCUCCGUCUCGUGCGCGCCCGGAUCCUCGUGCCCGCUGGCCGUCACCAGCCCCGGCUCCAGCGUCGCCGCCGCCUCGUCCUCCCAACUUCCCGCGUCGUCGCGGAGCAGCGAGCGCAGGAGAGUGCCAGGCCUCGCACUCCCCGCGGCACCGGGUGUCGGCGGUAGGAAGGGCGGCGGCAGGUGGAGAGCAGGCAUAUCGUCCUUCUCCUCCUUCCUGCCGCCGUUCUUCACAGGGAAUAAGGGGGAGAAGGACGCUGAGAAGGCGGCGAGGCUCAAGGAGGAGCUCCUCGACGCCAUCGCGCCGCUGGAGCGUGGCGCCGAGGCCACGCCCGAGGACAAGGAGCGCGUCGAGCAGAUUGUUCAGCAGCUGGAGGCGGUGAACCAGGUGAAGGAGCCGCUCAAGUCCGAUCUCCUCAACGGCAAAUGGGAGCUUCUCUAUACCACCUCCACAAGUAUACUGCAACCACAGAGACCAAAGUAUCUGAGGCCGUUUGGGAAAAUUUACCAAGCAAUCAACGCCGACACUUUGAGAGCCCAAAAUAUGGAAACGUAUCCUUACUUUAAUCAGGUUACUGCCAACUUGGUUCCUCUGAAUGCUAGAAGAGUGGCAGUUAAAUUUGAUUACUUCAAGAUAUUUAGUUUGAUACCGAUCAAAGCACCCGGAAGUGGUAAAGGUGAACUUGAAAUUACUUAUCUUGAUGAAGAGCUCAGGGUUUCGAGAGGCGACAAGGGAAACUUGUUCGUACUGAAGAUGGUCGACCCAACAUACAGGGUUCCAUUAUAAUAAUGUUCUGAUAACAUUUAGGUGUCAGCUAUCUGUAACAUCCUUCUUCCUCCACUGAGGACUGAGGCAAUGUAAGGCGUGUAAAUAUUAAUAUCCCAUUUGAAAGAUAGGAAGUUUAUGGAAGCUGUACAUUUUCUGAGGAACUGGUAAGGCUUCCGUGUCGAAAAUGAGGCCCAGGAUUUAAGCAUAGAUGAUAGAGAACAUAUCGUGUGAAGACUAACACACAUCGAUGUAUAGAAAAUGCAAUGAUAAUCCAUUUUGAUCCAACUUCUACA
This is a messenger RNA of Sorghum bicolor (sorghum), 1229 nucleotides long. RefSeq names its product probable plastid-lipid-associated protein 4, chloroplastic. NCBI's taxonomy places the organism in Eukaryota, Viridiplantae, Streptophyta, Magnoliopsida, Poales, Poaceae. The record is from RefSeq and is a predicted model, not a curated record.